Ailuropoda melanoleuca (giant panda) is the source of this 2090-nucleotide messenger RNA. RefSeq names its product ZFP57 zinc finger protein (gene ZFP57). Bases 387 to 2039 code for a protein of 550 amino acids. The transcript is spliced from 5 exons. The record is from RefSeq and is a predicted model, not a curated record. Gene Ontology annotation, cellular component: nucleus. Gene Ontology annotation, molecular function: RNA polymerase II transcription regulatory region sequence-specific DNA binding; DNA-binding transcription factor activity, RNA polymerase II-specific. Gene Ontology annotation, biological process: regulation of transcription by RNA polymerase II. Lineage: Eukaryota; Metazoa; Chordata; Mammalia; Carnivora; Ursidae.
UCGGACGGCGGGCGAACUCUUGACCUUGGUGGGUCCACAGUCUCAGCUGGGCCCCGGGGCAGGAAACGCGGUGGGCUCGUGGAACCCGGCUGGGAGAGCGGGGCUGCCCAGCACUGGGCCCCCCAGACAGUCCCUGUCCUCGGAGCACUGCGGGUUGUGCACCUCAAGAAGCAGUGACGUGAGAGGCGGUCCGCAGAGGAGGUGGGGCUCACCAGGAGCUCCCUGAGCGGGCGGUGUCGCCCCGCACCGGCCGCGGAGCCCCGGGGACCCGUCCCUGAGCCCUGCAGCCUGGGCUUCGAGGAGCAGAGGUGUGCUCGGCUGUGCGAGAGGACGGUUUGGACCACAGACCCAAACCAGGAGGAGCAAGUUCUGUUGUCCCGGAAGCCAUGCCAACCCAGACUGAGGCCCGUGCACACCCUCUCCACCCGCACGGUGACCAGGACACACAGAGCCCCAGGAAGGGGUCCGGUCGGCGCCGGGGGCCAGGCCAGGAGUGGGCAGAGCUGGGGGCAGACCCGGCGGUGGACGAGAAGCUGCUCCCGCGGUCGGAUGAGGAGGCCGGGCGGGAAGCCGCGAGGAGAGAGAGCUGGUGGGAGGCCUGGCUGGAAAAGCCAGUCACCUUUGAUGACGUGGCCGUGAAUUUCACGCAGGAAGAGUGGGUGUGUCUAGACGCCGGUCAGAAGGUCCUGUACCAGGACGUCAUGUCUGAGACCUUCAGAAACCUGAUGUCUGUGGAUCUGAUCAUCAAGCUUGAACAAGAAGAAAAGCAGUGGAGAGCAGAGCUCCAGCUCCGACCCCCAAAUGGAGAAGGCCUCCCUUCAGGCGGCAGGAAGAAGACACUUCAGGAGGGGACUUGGAGGCUGUCUGACGACCGGGCGUCCCUUGCCUGCAGAGGGGCAGGCCCAGCCUCUGCGGCCGCGGGGUCCACGCACAGGGCCCCCGCGCAGCCUGCCUCCCCGGCUGGGCCGCCCUUCCUGUGCCAGCCCUGUGGCCGGACCUUCAGCAAGCGCUCCAGCCCGCACAGUCACCAGUCUGUUCACAGUCCCCACACGAUGGACAGCUGCGGCCAGUGUGGCAGGUGCUUCCGAAACUCCAGGGACCUCAGCUUUCACCGGCGCGUGCACCUCGGGGAGAGGCCCUUCUGCUGCCCGCUCUGCGACAAGACCUACCGUGACGCGUCAGGGCUGAGUCGGCACCGCCGUGUGCACCUGGGUUACCGGCCCCACUCCUGCCCCUGCUGUGGGAAGGGCUUCCGGGACCGGUCCGAGCUCAAACGCCACCAGAAGACACACCAAAACCAGGGCCCAGUGGCCCAAGACCAGAAGCACCUGGGGAGGCUUCCAGACCCCAGAGCCGGAUCUCAGGAGCGCGCUGACCAGACCCAGGGGUCCAGCCAGGAGACCCGCGCCCCAGUGGCCAGGACCCGAGAACCCACAACUGGAACCAAGGGUUCCGUGGCCGAGAUGCAGCCACCUGGUGACGGCAAGCAGGUGGUUACUGGGAGACCCUGGGCAGCAGCGGGAACAGCCCUGGGGCCUGGGACCCGCACGCAGACACCCAGCACGAAAACCCCCUGCCUGGACACCAGGCCCAGCUGUCCCCCAGCAAAGCCCUCGAGACUCAAGGUCUUCUCCUGCCCUCACUGCCCUCUGACGUUCGGCAGGAAGGCCCAUCUGUCCAGCCACCGGAAGGCCCACCUCUCAGAGCAGCCCAGCGGCUGCUUCCGCUGUGGCAAGUCUUUCAGCUCACGGUCAGAGCUGGUCAGACACCAGCAGACGCACUGGAGGCAGAAGGUUUACCGUUGCCCCGUGUGUGAUGUCUGCUUCGGGGACAGGGACGGCCUCAUGGGUCACUGGGGGGGCCCCGAGAGCAAGGACCCGUGUCUGGGCGAACUUCAGACGUGCUGGGCCAUCCUGGGCCAAUGGUUGAGGUUCUUUCGUGAUGCCCCGCCUUUGUCAGGGAAGGAGAUGGGUCUGCCCCGGGCAUCCAGGUCCCAGGAGAGGGCGGGGAGAAGGCACCGGAGGGGCGAGAGCAAAUGAGGCCUCGAGGGGCGCGGUCCAUAAACUAAAGAAACGGCCUUUCUGACUGAG